Messenger RNA from Myxocyprinus asiaticus (Chinese sucker), 4193 nucleotides. RefSeq names its product coatomer subunit alpha. Gene Ontology annotation, molecular function: structural molecule activity; protein binding. The record is from RefSeq and is a predicted model, not a curated record. NCBI's taxonomy places the organism in Eukaryota, Metazoa, Chordata, Actinopteri, Cypriniformes, Catostomidae. Gene Ontology annotation, cellular component: COPI vesicle coat. Gene Ontology annotation, biological process: intra-Golgi vesicle-mediated transport; endoplasmic reticulum to Golgi vesicle-mediated transport; intracellular protein transport. The transcript has 29 exons. The coding region runs from base 171 to 3845 and encodes 1224 amino acids.
CGGCAGGGAUUGAGUGGAUUCGUGACGUGUCAGCUACGGAAGUGAAGCUGCAGAAGAACACACGCAAAAUACCAUCCUACCGGGGAAUGAUUUAAGGAUUAAAGUUAACGUAAACUGAUAUAUAUCUUCAAACAUAACGCAUUCCUAGUCGGCUCUUAUUGUCAUUGGAAAUGUUGACCAAAUUUGAGACAAAGUCGGCCCGAGUGAAAGGGUUGAGUUUCCACCCAAAGCGGCCCUGGAUUCUCGCCAGUCUUCAUAAUGGUGUCAUCCAGCUUUGGGACUAUCGCAUGUGCACUCUCAUCGACAAGUUUGACGAGCAUGAUGGUCCAGUCAGAGGGAUUGACUUCCAUAAGCAGCAGCCUCUGUUUGUGUCUGGAGGAGAUGAUUACAAGAUCAAGGUGUGGAACUACAAGCUACGUCGAUGUCUUUUCACUCUUCUUGGACAUCUUGACUACAUACGCACAACCUUCUUCCACCAUGAGUAUCCCUGGAUCCUGAGUGCCUCAGACGAUCAGACCAUCCGCAUUUGGAACUGGCAGUCCAGGACAUGUGUAUGUGUGCUGACCGGACACAAUCACUAUGUGAUGUGCGCUCAGUUCCACCCCUCUGAGGACCUGGUGGUGUCGGCCAGCCUGGAUCAGACUGUGCGCGUGUGGGAUAUUUCCGGUCUGAGAAAGAAGAACCUGUCUCCAGGUGCUGUGGACACAGAGGUGCGCGGCAUCUCUGGGGUCGACCUGUUUGGGGCCUCUGAUGCAGUAGUGAAACAUGUUCUGGAGGGUCAUGAUAGAGGAGUAAACUGGGCAGCCUUCCAUCCCAGCAUGCCUCUCAUUGUAUCAGGAGCAGAUGACCGUCAAGUCAAGAUCUGGAGGAUGAACGAGUCAAAAGCUUGGGAGUUGGACACCUGCAGGGGGCACUACAACAAUGUGUCAUGUGCUGUGUUCCACCCUCGUCAGGAACUUAUCCUGUCCAACUCUGAGGACAAGAGCAUCCGCGUGUGGGACAUGUCCAAGAGGACAGGUGUCCAAACAUUCCGCAGAGACCACGACCGUUUCUGGGUGCUGGGAGCUCAUCCCAAUCUCAACCUGUUUGCUGCUGGUCAUGACAGUGGGAUGCUAGUGUUUAAGCUAGAACGGGAGCGUCCAGCCUAUGCCGUGUACGGUAACAUGCUGUACUAUGUAAAAGAUCGUUUCCUGCGUCAGCUUGAUUUCAAUAGCAGUAAGGAUACGGCCGUCAUGCAGCUCCGCAGUGGAUCAAAAUUCCCAGUGUUCAGCAUGUCCUACAAUCCUGCAGAAAAUGCUGUGCUGUUGUGCACUAGAGCAACUAACCUGGAAAACAGCACAUACGACCUGUACUCCAUUCCCAGAGAGAGUGACACACAGAAUCCUGAUGCUCCUGAGGGGAAGCGCUCCUCUGGCCUGACUGCAGUUUGGGUUGCCAGGAACCGGUUCGCCGUGCUUGAUCGCAUGCACUCACUGCUGAUAAAGAACCUGAAGAACGAGAUUGUGAAGAAGGUACAGGUACCGAGUUGUGAGGAGAUCUUCUACGCUGGAACAGGAUCCUUGUUGCUGCGGGAUGCUGAAGGAGUCACUCUAUUUGACGUGCAGCAGAAGCGCUCCCUCGCCACAGUUAAAAUUGCUAAAGUCAAAUAUGUGGUGUGGAGCACUGAUGCCAACCAUGUGGCUCUGCUGGCCAAACACGCCAUCAUGAUCUGCAACAAGAAGUUGGAAAGCCUAUGCAACAUCCAUGAGAACAUUAGAGUGAAGAGCGGUGCCUGGGCCGAGAAUGAAGUCUUCAUCUACACCACCUCCAACCACAUCAAAUAUGCUCUCACCUCCGGUGAUCAUGGUAUAAUCCGUACAUUGGAUCUACCAAUCUACGUGACAAGAGUUAGGGGCAACAGUGUCUACUGUCUGGAUCGUGAUUGCAGACCACGAGUGCUCAACAUUGACCCCACAGAGUACAAAUUCAAACUGGCUCUGGUCAAUCGCAAAUACGAAGAGGUUCUUCAUAUGGUGCGUAAUGCUAAACUGGUAGGCCAGUCCAUCAUUGCCUACCUGCAGAAGAAGGGUUAUCCAGAGGUUGCACUACACUUCGUAAAGGAUGAGAAGACUCGCUUUAGUUUGGCCUUGGAGUGUGGAAACAUUGAGGUGGCACUGGAGGCUGCUAAAGCCCUGGAUGAACGUAGCUGUUGGGAGCGUCUCGGCGAGGCUGCUCUUCUACAGGGUCAUCACCAGGUUGUGGAGAUGUGCUACCAGAGAACCAAGAACUUCGACAAGCUCACCUUCUUGUACCUCAUUACUGGCAACCUGGCCAAGCUGAGGAAGAUGAUGAAGAUUGCUGAGAUAAGGAAGGACAUGAGUGGGCACUAUCAGGGCGCGCUCUAUCUGGGUGAUGUCAGUGAGCGUGUGCGAAUCCUGAAGAAUUGUGGACAGAAGUCUUUGGCUUACCUGACUGCUGCCACUCAUGGGAUGGAUGAGGAGGCUGAGGCCCUUAAAGAGACAUUUGACCUGGAGAAAGAAAUGGUGCCAGAGGUGGAUCCCAACGCUCAGCUGUUGCAACCACCACCUCCCAUCAACCCCCUGGACACUAACUGGCCUCUGCUCACUGUCUCUAAGGGCUUCUUUGAGGGAGCCAUUGCUGCCAAAGGACGAGCAGGACAGAUGGUUGCUGACCUGGAUAUGGAUGCUCCAGGAGGAGAAGGCUGGGGAGAGGAUGCAGAACUUCAUCUGGAUGAAGAUGGAUUCAUGGAUGCUCAAGAGGGAUUGGGAGAUGAGGGAGCUAUCGGGAAAGAGGAAGGUGGAGGCUGGGAAGUUGAGGAAGAUCUGGACCUCCCUCCAGAACUGGAUGUACCUGCUGUUGGUGGAGGUGGCGCAGAGGGAGAAGGUUUCUUUGUGCCACCUACUAAGGGCACAAGUCCCACCCAAAUGUGGUGCAACAACUCUCAGCUGGCUGUGGAUCACAUGCUAGCUGGAUCCUUUGAAACAGCUAUGAGGUUACUACACGACCAGGUCGGUGUGGUUCAGUUUGGGCCCUAUAAGCAUCUCUUCAUGCAGACUCUGUCUCGAGGCCGCACCUGUUACCUGGGCCUCCCGUCUCUGCCGUGCCUGCACAGUUACCCUCAGAGGAAUUGGAAGGACAGUGGGGCUAAAGGGGGCCUGCCUGCUGUGGGCUUGCGUCUCUCUGACCUCAUUUCACGUCUGCAGCAGUGCUAUCAGCUGACCACAGCAGGACGUUUUGAGGAAGCUGUUGAACGUUUCAGAGUCAUUCUGCUAUCUGUACCGCUGCUUGUUGUCGAUAACAAACAAGAGAUCGCAGAGGCACAGCAGCUGAUCACUAUCUGUAAAGAGUAUAUUGUUGGCCUCACCAUGGAGACAGAGAGGAAGAAACUUCCUAAAGACUCACUAGAUCAACAGAAGAGGCUGUGUGAGAUGGCAGCAUAUUUCACACACUGCAGUCUGCAGCCUGUCCACAUGGUAUUAGUAUUGAGAACAGCACUCAAUCUUUUUUUUAAACUCCGUAACUUCAAAACAGCUGCAGGAUUUGCUCGCCGUCUACUCGAGCUGGGCCCCAAACCAGAAGUGGCACAACAGACACGAAAGAUUCUUGCAGCAUGUGAAAAGAACUUGACAGAUGCUCAUCAACUGAACUACGACCCUCACAAUCCCUUUGACAUCUGCGCAGCCUCCUACACUCCCCUGUACCGUGGGCGACCAGUAGAGAAGUGUCCCCUGUCUGGAGCCUGCUACUGUCCCAAAUACAAAGGAGAGGUCUGCAGGGUCACACAGGUAACUGAGAUCGGUAAAGAUGUGAUUGGAUUGCGUGUCAGUCCACUGCAGUUCCGAUGAGCGAAUUGAAUGAAACAUUAAACAACAUGAAUGAAAAGUGGAUAUGCUUCUCUCCUACACACUUCUAUUUUCCUUCAUAACAUGAAGUAAUUUUCAUGUGAUCAGAGCUAAAGAAAAUGAGAAAAUACCUUCUUACAUAACUAUUCUGUCUGUGACUGUCCUUUGCAUUAUUAUAUAUGAGGUCUCAAUAAUAUCUUUAUGCUCAACUUACAGAGGGUUUAUUCCCCUUCUUUAAUCUUACAUCUCUGACACUGUUAUAACUGCAUUCAUGCCUUAUAAGCAUAUUGCAACAAGCUUUCCUUUCCUGUCAAACUCUUGAAAUAUUGAAAUAAAAUGAUGGUAAAUUAA